Sparassis crispa is the source of this 2733-nucleotide messenger RNA. Its product is annotated as cystathionine beta-lyase. Gene Ontology annotation, biological process: isoprenoid biosynthetic process; transsulfuration; 'de novo' L-methionine biosynthetic process. The transcript has 11 exons. The record is from RefSeq and is a predicted model, not a curated record. NCBI's taxonomy places the organism in Eukaryota, Fungi, Basidiomycota, Agaricomycetes, Polyporales, Sparassidaceae. Gene Ontology annotation, cellular component: cytoplasm. Gene Ontology annotation, molecular function: ATP binding; pyridoxal phosphate binding; mevalonate kinase activity. Bases 1 to 2733 code for a protein of 910 amino acids.
AUGACUGCAUCGAAGCAGCCGAUCUACGAUCUUCCCACCCCAGAACCCGAGUCUCCUUCUCUCCUUCGACCGCGCCAGCCAUACCGCUUCUCCACGCUAUGCGCGACAGUAGAGACCCCCGACUCGGAACAUAAAGACCAGCAUGGGAGCUCUAGUAUACCCAUCUAUCAGACCGCUACCUUCAAAGGCGUCGGAGGGCAGUAUGACUACUCCAGGAGUGGAAAUCCCACAAGAACUCAUUUAGAACACCACAUCGCUAAAAUAUCCUCCGCCGAGCAUGCCUUCGCUGUAUCGUCUGGAAUGGCAGCCCUGGAUAUCAUCACACGCAUUCUCAAGCCCGGAAACGAAGUUAUCGCUGGUGACGAUCUGUACGGCGGCACCAACCGCCUGCUGACCUACUUGCGGACCCAUAUGGGUGUUACCGUGCAUCAUGUGGACACAACUGAUCCGGAGUCGGUGCUCCCGCACUUGAACCCCGGGAAGACAGCCAUGGUUCUUCUGGAGACCCCGACGAAUCCACUUUUGAAAGUAGUAGACAUUGCCAGAAUCAGCGCGAUGGUGAAGGAGAACUGCGAGGAUGCCAUAAUUGUGGUGGACAAUACUAUGAUGAGCCCGUACCUGCAGAGACCAUUGGAGCAUGGUGCAGAUAUCGUCUACGAUAGUGCGACGAAGUACCUUAGUGGACAUCACGAUUUGAUGGCCGGUGUUAUUACUUGCAACAGAGAUGAUUUGGCCAAGCAAAUGGCUUUCACUAUCAAUGCAGUCGGUAAUGCUCUUACGCCGUUUGAUUCGUUCCUCCUACUCCGCGGUACGAAGACGCUGGCCGUUCGUAUGGAUCGUCAGCAGUCUUCAGCUAUGCUUGUUGCCCAGCUCCUUUCCCGCCUGGGCUUUGUCACUCACUAUCCGGGUUUACCAAGCCAUCCCGGGAAAGAGAUCCACGAUCGUAUCGCGGAUGGCUACGGUGCAGUUCUUUCCUUUGAAACAGGAGAUAAGGAGAUGAGCGAGCGCAUUGUUGGAUCCACCCGCUUGUGGGGCAUCAGCGUCAGCUUUGGCUGCGUGAACAGCCUGAUCAGUAUGCCCUGUGCCAUGUCCCAUGCCUCCAUUGACCCGGCUACUCGCGCUGCUCGUGGACUCCCUGAGGACCUCAUACGCCUUUGCGUCGGCAUCGAAGAUCCCGCGGAUCUUCUCGACGACUUGCAGCAUGCCCUUCUAGAAGCUGGUGCUAUAACAUAUGCUGCCAAUGAUUUCAUACGCAUACCGAACCCCAUCAGCAGAGCGGUGGAAAAGCUUGCCCUUGGAGAGCCGCGAAGGGAGAUCGGAGACCGAGAAGACAGGGAGUGGUUCGUGAGUGCACCUGGAAAGGUUAUCCUGUUCGGAGAACAUGCCGUCGUACACGGUGUGACGGCGAUCGCAGCCUCAGUUGACUUGCGCUGUUAUGGUGUUGCCUCACCACGCCAUGAUAACAAGCUAUCUCUACAUCUGAUGGAUAUUGGAAACUACUACAAGGAAUGGGAUUUAGAUGAUCUCCCGUGGGAUGCUGUGUCUCUUGUUCUUCCUGGGAAACAGCAUCCGGAGGUUCUGGAUCAGAAGCUGGUAGACGCAAUCAACACAAGGGCACUUCCGCUUGCAGAUGAGAUGCCUCCGAAGGCGCAUGGGGCAGCGCAAGCAUUCUUGUAUCUAUACAUGAUGCUGGCGCAUGGUGACGAGAGGCCAGCAUUAAACUUCGUUGUUCGUUCCACCCUCCCUAUUGGCGCUGGUCUCGGGUCCUCUGCUUCUUAUUCCGUGUGUGUCGCGACGGCCCUCCUUCUGUUGAACCAUCGAAUCACCAUGCCUCCACUUCCGCCCCGUACUCGACAGCCAGGAGCACCAGGUGAUCCUGGUCAUCUGCAUGUCUCACACCAUGGACGUCGCGCCAUUCCUCCUGCCACUGCAGAGGAGGUAAACAGAUGGGCCUUUGUUGCAGAGAAGGUGCUGCACGGGAAUCCAAGUGGAGUGGAUAACUCAGUCGCGGUGUAUGGAGGUGCCUUGGCAUACACACGGCCCGGCUUUGGAAAGAAGAGUGGCAUGGAUCCGAUUCAAGGGUUUAAGUCAUUGCGAUUCUUAUUGGUGGAUUCCGGAGUCCCUCGUAACACGAAGCAACUUGUUGCUGGUGUAGCCGCGAAGAAACUCGAGCAACCGGAGAUCGUGAACAAGAUUUUAGACGAUAUCCAGACCAUCAGUGACGAGGCACGGCGAGCAUUGGCUGAUCCAGAGCUAUCCAGAGGGUCGUUGCUCUCCGCGCUUUCUGCUCUCAUUGACGAGAACCAUGCCCACCUGGUCUCUCUCGGAGUCUCGCACGAGUCUUUAGAAUCUAUCAGGACAUCAACGGGUGCUGAACCGUACAGGUUGAGCACGAAACUAACUGGUGCAGGCGGAGGGGGGUGCGCUGUCACCCUCGUUCCAGAUGACUUCCACGAUUCUCAUCUUCAAGCUCUUGUUUCUGCCCUCGAGGCCAAGAAAUUUCAGUCUUACCUCACUGCUGUGGGAGGGUCGGGACUGGGCAUCCUCUCUCCAUACAACCAUGAGCCGGAGAGCUACGGUGGGCCUGUGACGCCACCAGACACUCCCUAUGAGGAUGCGGAUUCAGACACUGAUAGAAGGGAUAGUCUACCACUGCGAGAACAGUUCACUACCAUUGGUAUUGACCAGCUGCCGACAUGGGCUGAAGCUCGAGGCAGGUGGGGCUUUGUGUAG